UCUCUCGUUGCCUGGCAGACGUCGAUGAAGAACAUGGAGCAGGAACUGCUGUGCCCGCUGUGCAAGGAGAUGUACAAGCAGCCCAUCAUCCUGCCCUGCAUGCACAACGUCUGCCUGAUGUGUGCCACUGAGCUGCUCGUCCAACAGGGCAUCGUGUGCCCUGAGCCUGCCUCCGAACCCUCCUCGCCCGCCUCCACGCCCAUCGUGAGGAGCCCCCGGAUUGGCCGAAGAGCGGGCACCAAGACCGAUAGGCUGGACCGUCUCAUCCGGGCAGGUUACGGGACGUACCCGGGGCGACGCAGGGGCACUGCCCACCCCCAGACCGUCAGCGUGCCCUGCCCGAGCUGUCAGCGUGAGGUGGACCUGGGCGAGAGGGGUCUCAGCGACCUGUUCCGUAACCUGACCCUGGAGCGUAUCGUGGAGCGGUACCGCAACCUGGCCGAGCUGGGGGCCGCCGUCCAGUGCCAGCUGUGUAAACCCCCCGUGCAAGAGGCCACCAAAGGCUGUACCGACUGUCGUGCCAACUACUGCAACGAGUGCUUCAAACUUCACCAUCCAUGGGGCACCGCCAAGGCUCAGCACGAGUACAUUGGACCAACCCUGAGCUUCAGGCCCAAGGUCCUGAUGUGUCCUGACCACGACAUGGAGAGAGUGACCCUGUACUGCAAGACCUGCCAACGCCUCAUCUGCCAACUCUGCAAACUCCGGCGGGUACACACCGCGCACAAGAUCGCGCCCGUCGCCAACGUCUACCAGGCUCUGAAGGACAAGCUUACCAGGACAAUUUCCGUCAUCGUCAACAAUCAGAAUCUCGUUCAGACCCAGAUCCAGAUCCUCGAUGAGCUGGUACAACAGACUGAGGCCAACAGUGGACGGGCGUGUGAGGAGGUGGUGACCUCGGUGAGGGAGCUGUGCGAGGUACUGGAGGAGAAGCAGGACUCCCUGACCCGGGCCAUCCAGGAGUGCAAGAGGAGACGGCUGCAGAGCCUGCACACGCAGAUCGCCGAGCACCAGGGCAUGCUGGAACAUUCCGGAAUGGUCACUUACACCCAGGAAGUGCUCAAGGAGACUGACCAGCCAGGCUUCAUCCAGGCGGCCAAGCAGCUGCACGCGAGGCUAGUCAAAGCCACGGAAUCCUUACAAAACUUCUCCCCGGUGGCCGAUUCGUCCUUCGACCACUUCCAGCUGGACAUUGCCAGCGAACUGAGUCUGCUCAGUAACCUGCAGUUCGCCACAGUGCCCGACGCCCCGGUCAUUGAUACCCAGCGCACCUACGCCUACGACCAGAUCUACCUCUGCUGGCGGCUGCCGGAGGAAUCUGCCGAGGCCUGGCACUACGAGGUGGGAUACCGCCAUGCCGAGCACCCACCCAAGGGCCUGCCGCGCUGGCACAGGAUCGAGGAGGUGCAGGGCACCGGCACGGCCGUGGGCUGCCUGGAGUUGGACCGCGUCUACGCGCUGAGGGUGCGCGGGUUCAACAAGGCAGGUUACGGGGAGUACAGCGAGGAAAUCUACCUCCGCAGCCCUCCCGCUCCCGUCCUCCACUUCCUCCUGGACAACAAAUGGGGCUAUAGCAGAGACCGCCUCGUCGUCAGCAAGGACCAACAGGCCGUCCGUAGCGUUGCCGGUCUCCCCAUGCUCUUUGCAGCGGAGCAGAUCAUGACCAGCUGCCACUUGUGCAUUGACCUGGUGGUUGGCGACGUGGCGCUGACCCAGGGCAGGCACUACUGGGCGUGCUCAGUCGACCCGACCUCUUACCUGGUCAAGGUCGGGGUGGGGCUGGAGACCAAACUCCUGGAGUGGUUCCAAGUGCCCCAGGACGUGGUCAGUCCCAGGUAUGACCCCGACAGCGGCCAUGACAGCGGUGCCGAGGACGGCACGGUGGACGCCUCACCCCCGUACGCCUUCCUGACCAUCGGCAUGGGCAAGGUGCUGCUGCCCCAGGGCUCCCCCUUGCCCUCCCGGGACCCCGCGGCGGGCACCGCCCCCUUGCCCUCCCGGCUGGGGGUCUGCCUGGACUACGAGCGGGGGCGGGUGUCCUUCUACGACGCCGUGUCGUUCCGCAGCCUGUGGGAGUGUGGGGUGGACUGCAGUGGGCCCGUGUGCCCGGCCUUCUGUUUUGUGGGAGGGGGCGGGCUUCACCUCCAGGAGCUGGUCACCUCCAGGCCUGAACCGAAGGGCUUAGGCUGGCCCGGGCACAAAGGUUGGGCCCCCUUCGCUAACUGGACAGCGGGCAUGCCCACACCGACCAGCGUGUGCCAACGGACGGACUGCGGGACGCCGAUAUGA
Molecule: messenger RNA, 2289 nt
Organism: Hemiscyllium ocellatum (epaulette shark)
Lineage: Eukaryota; Metazoa; Chordata; Chondrichthyes; Orectolobiformes; Hemiscylliidae
Gene: trim46a
Product: tripartite motif containing 46a
Exons: 10
Coding region: 25-2289 (754 amino acids)
Molecular function (GO): zinc ion binding; protein binding
Source: RefSeq, a predicted model, not a curated record